AUGAAACUCCCUCCUCCAGCCAUCAUGGCCAGUUGGCCAAAACCAAACUACAUCAAUCCCGAGAGUCGUGGGCACGGAGUCGCUUAUGUGAAUGCCAUUUUCACCGCACUUGCUUUUGCAGUAGUCAUGCUUCGCAUGUACACUCGUGCCUGGAUCACCUACAGCGUUGGUACAGACGACUGGCUCAUCUUUGCGGCUUUGAUCUUCACAAUCGGCAUGGUAGCCGUGACGACACUGGCAACGGAAAACUGGGGAUGGAAUCGCCAUGUCUGGGAUGUGCCUCCACCGUGGUUGUCCACUGUGCAAAAGCUCAACAUCGCCUUUCAGAUCCUCUACUCUCAAGCAACGAGUCUUACCAAAAUCUCCAUUCUGUGGUUUUGUCGACGUCUCCUCGGCGCAGGAAAGAAGGGAGGAAUGCAGUGGUACAAUUGGACUUUUCUUCUGGCCAUGUUUGUCGCGGGAAUGGCGAAUGUGCUCUUUACCAUCACGAGUAUCUUUCAAUGCGCACCGAUCAAGGCGUAUUGGACGGUGGGCCCGAAAUUCAAACAUCACUGUUUGAAUGAAGGCAAUGUUCUUUUUGCCGCUAGUGUCAUCAACCUCUUCACCGAUUUCAUGACCACAGCGGUGCCUAUGCCCCUGAUUUGGCGACUUAAGCUGCCCGUCCGCCAACGCCUUGCUGUCAUGUCUAUCUUUGGUCUCGGUGUGUUGGUCACUGUCGCGGGUUCCGUUCGAACGGCUUUCGUAUGGCAGAGUAUGGUCGUAGGCUAUGAUAGAACGUGGCUCAGUUGGCCCAUUCUGAUCGCCGCGUCGGCCGAGAUCAACAUUGGCCUGAUUUGUGCCUGUGCGCCUGCUCUCCGUCCACUCGUCAUUCACUGGUUCCCUCAGCUUGACAGCAGUCACGGCAAUUCAAGCUAUGCCGGUAAUCAGCCCAGCGGGUCUUCCAAACCAUGGCUAUCUACUGGGCGCUCUCAGAAAAGUCAUCCUAUGCCGGACGUGGACGAGUUGCCAAGUGCCAAUGUCGGUUACGAGGAUGACCGGGAUGGGAUCAUGCGAACGGUUGAGCUGGAGGCCUGGUCAGAGUCCCGACCCAAGCACGGCCAGUUGAUGGGCCAUUCCUAUGAGAUUCACCCUACCGACCGGUCUCAAUCUCCCUCUAGUCUUGAAAUGAAAGAGGAGAUUACCGUCUUCUCCUCCGCAAGCAGUGACAAAUCGUCUCGUGCGUUGGCCCGGGAAGAGGCCCAUCGCGUACACGGAUGGUCAUAG
This is a messenger RNA of Penicillium oxalicum, 1263 nucleotides long. RefSeq lists its product as uncharacterized. NCBI's taxonomy places the organism in Eukaryota, Fungi, Ascomycota, Eurotiomycetes, Eurotiales, Aspergillaceae. Bases 1 to 1263 code for a protein of 420 amino acids. The transcript has 3 exons. The record is from RefSeq and is a predicted model, not a curated record.